Molecule: messenger RNA, 915 nt
Organism: Pongo pygmaeus (Bornean orangutan)
Lineage: Eukaryota; Metazoa; Chordata; Mammalia; Primates; Hominidae
Gene: CELA2A
Product: chymotrypsin like elastase 2A
Exons: 8
Coding region: 23-829 (268 amino acids)
Biological process (GO): proteolysis
Molecular function (GO): serine-type endopeptidase activity
Source: RefSeq, a predicted model, not a curated record
ACAGAACUCCCACGGACACACCAUGAUAAGGACGCUGCUGUUGUCCACUUUGGUGGCUGGAGCCCUCAGUUGUGGGGACCCCACUUACCCGCCUUAUGUGACUAGGGUGGUUGGAGGUGAAGAAGCGAGGCCCAACAGCUGGCCCUGGCAGGUCUCCCUGCAGUACAGCUCCAAUGGCAAGUGGUACCACACCUGCGGAGGGUCCCUGAUAGCCAACAACUGGGUCCUGACGGCUGCCCACUGCAUCAGCUCCUCCAGGACCUACCGCGUGGGGCUAGGCCGGCACAACCUCUACGUUGCGGAGUCCGGCACGCUGGCCGUCAGUGUCUCUCACAUUGUCGUACACCCGGAUUGGAACUCCAAGCUCUCCGAAGGGAACGACAUUGCCCUGCUCAAACUGGCUAACCCCGUCUCCCUCACCGACAAGAUCCAGCUGGCCUGCCUCCCUCCUGCCGGCACCAUUCUACCCAACAACUACCCCUGCUACGUCACGGGCUGGGGAAGGCUGCAGACCAACGGGGCUCUUCCUGAUGUCCUGCAGCAGGGCCGGUUGCUGGUUGUGGACUAUGCCACCUGCUCCAGCUCUGGCUGGUGGGGCAGCAGCGUGAAAACCAAUAUGAUCUGUGCUGGGGGUGAUGGCGUGAUCUCCAGCUGCAACGGAGACUCCGGUGGGCCGCUGAACUGUCAGGCGUCUGACGGCCGGUGGGAGGUGCAUGGCAUCGUCAGCUUCGGGUACAUCUUAGGCUGCAACUACUACCACAAGCCCUCCGUCUUCACGCGGGUCUCCAACUACAAUGACUGGAUCAAUUCGGUGAUUGCAAAUAACUAACCAAAAGAAGUCUCUGGGACUGUUUCAGACUUGGAAAGGUCACAGAAGGAAAAUAAUAUAUAAUAAAGCGACAACUAUGCAAAUCA